AUGACAGUGAGACUAUAUUGGUUCACAGCUGUUAUGGGCUACGUUGUGCAAACAAAAUUUCUAUCCCAUGUCCAAUCUUUAAACACCAACAAGAACAAUGACAAUUCCACUUCAGACUCCAUCACAGUCUAUUUGACUUUUAUCUACUUUGCUUCAUGGUUACUUAUCUUCCCAUUAUCUAAACUAUUAAAAGAUAACUCUACAAGCUCAUUGCCAAUUUCAAACCAGAUCGAAAACCGUAUCAAUUCAGAGAACUUAAAUUUGAAUCACAAACAACUGUUCUCCUAUUCAUAUUUCAAAUACUUUGUCAAGAUCUUUACCUUGGCUAUCCUAGCUCUGGUCACUGUCCUUUCUUAUCAUACUGCUUUGGCUAUUACUCCUGCAUUCGAUGUGGCUUUAAUUCAAAAUACUUCAAAAUUCGAAAUCACUAUACUAUUGUUUGGUAUCUGUGGUAUAGCUAAGAGAAAGAAUAUCUUUAGAAACUAUGUCAUAAUCAUGUUUGGCUUAUUAGGUGUCCUUCUAAUCGCCUAUACAAAGGCCACUUGCGACUUCCUUUCUGGUAAGCUAACUAUAAACCAAGAAACUGGUGAAUUAAAUGAUCCUUUCUUAUUUGAUAGAUUAAAAGGUGCUCUGAUCUGUGGUUUGGGUGCCCUAACUACUGGUCCUUUCGCUGUGCUUUAUAAUCGUUGGUUUAACACAGAAAAGGACAGCUUUGUUAAGCAAGGUAAUCAUUUGCUAUUGAUUGGUAUAAUAAAUAUGAUCCUAUUGUCUCCUUUCUUCCCAACUGUCUCCAGUUCAAGCGUAUCGUUACUUUAUAGUGGUAAAGAAUUUUGGUUACCUGUUCUAUCCUCUAUUGCAUUAGGUACUUUACCACAUUUAUUAUCCCUAUUAUAUUUGAAUAGAAAUGCUAUCCCAGAAUAUUUAACUACUACUAAUUUAGGUAUCAUCAUAACGAUGGGCUUAGCCGAAUGGAUUUGUGAACCAACCCAAACUUUCAUUGUAAGAUGGGAAGUUAUUGGUUAUCUAUUAUUAUCCGUUGCUUGUGUCAUAUUAUCAAUAUCUUUCUAUGAUACUAGACACUUCCAUUAA
Molecule: messenger RNA, 1089 nt
Organism: Vanderwaltozyma polyspora DSM 70294
Lineage: Eukaryota; Fungi; Ascomycota; Saccharomycetes; Saccharomycetales; Saccharomycetaceae
Gene: CSG2
Product: mannosylinositol phosphorylceramide synthase regulatory subunit
Exons: 1
Coding region: 1-1089 (362 amino acids)
Biological process (GO): intracellular calcium ion homeostasis
Cellular component (GO): endoplasmic reticulum membrane
Molecular function (GO): enzyme regulator activity
Source: RefSeq, a predicted model, not a curated record